UCAAUAAAAUGUCAAAGUUAACAAUCACGCUGAAGGUUAUUUAUUAUGUAGAAAUUAAUUAAUUCGCGAUCAACCGUCUGUAAAUUCCGCAGUUUAUGUGUGGUAUUGGUGAAGUGUUAAUGAACAUUAUAUAACUUAACAUAACGGAACAAAAACGUGCAGAUAACCAAGCAGAUCAAAGUAGUGAGGAGGAAUGUUAGUGGCUGCAGCUGACGAAAUAAAUAAUCAUCGCUACAACAAUAACGACGUAAUACCUUGCAUAUAAACAAUGCCACCGAAACAGCGUAAAAUCGCGGUGAUGGGCUGCAAGUCCGUGGGCAAGUCAUCACUGUGUAUACAAUUCGUCGAGGGUCAAUUUGUUGACUCAUAUGACCCAACCAUUGAGAACACCUUCACAAAGUCUACCAGAAUAAAUUCCCAAGAAUUCGAGUUAAACGUGGUGGAUACGGCCGGUCAGGACGAGUACUCUAUCUUCCCCUAUCAAUACAGCAUUGAUGUCCAUGGUUAUGUGCUUGUGUACAGCAUCACAAGUGCACAGUCCUUCAAAAUAGUUAAAUUGAUCUAUGAUAAACUACUGGACAUUGUGGGUAAGGGCCAUGUGCCCCUUGUGUUAGUUGGCAACAAGACAGACCUUCACAUGCAGAGGAGAAUCACCGAAGAAGAGGGCAAGAAAUUAGCAGAAAGUUGGAAUUGUGUGUUCCUAGAAACCUCAGCAAAAAAGAACUCCUCAGUGUCUGAUGUUUUCCACUCACUCAUUCAUGAGAUUGAGAAGGCAAAUGGCAAUGUACAAGAGAAAUCUAGUUGCAUAGUUUCAUAAGUUCGUUUUUCUUUUCUGCAACACUCACAAAGGAUAUUUAUAAACAAUCUUUUAAAACUCUGGUUUGUUCAGUGUUACAUUUUUCUCUUUGCUGUCUGAUUAAAAAACGUGUUUUGUUUAUAUAACUUUAGCUUUAGCUUGUAACAUAACUAUAGUAAAGAUAAGUUUAAGUAUAUCUAAGUAUAGGAGAGGACCUUAUAAUUAUAACUAUUUUUAAAUGUCCCAUUUCAUUAAUGUAAUGUUUCUUAAUAUUAAAAUGUAAUGUCAUGGGUUUCGCGUUGUAUAUUUUGAAUUUGAAUUGUACAAUACCGUGUAGUUUAUUAAUUAUUAUCAUCUAGUGUUAAAAUAAAUCUUUUCAAACAGAAA
Molecule: messenger RNA, 1183 nt
Organism: Dalotia coriaria
Lineage: Eukaryota; Metazoa; Arthropoda; Insecta; Coleoptera; Staphylinidae
Product: GTP-binding protein Rheb homolog
Exons: 1
Coding region: 269-817 (182 amino acids)
Biological process (GO): small GTPase-mediated signal transduction
Cellular component (GO): plasma membrane
Molecular function (GO): GTPase activity; GTP binding; GDP binding
Source: RefSeq, a predicted model, not a curated record